Messenger RNA from Zygotorulaspora mrakii, 843 nucleotides. It is a transcript of the gene PEX21, whose product is annotated as Pex21p. NCBI's taxonomy places the organism in Eukaryota, Fungi, Ascomycota, Saccharomycetes, Saccharomycetales, Saccharomycetaceae. The transcript has a single exon. Bases 1 to 843 code for a protein of 280 amino acids. The record is from RefSeq and is a predicted model, not a curated record.
AUGUCAGCUACGUGUCGAACGAAUCCGUUGCAGCAGCUACUCGGAAAAAGCGACCAAAAUAGUAGGUUUCAGGGACCGCAAGCAGGCUCUGCGAGCCAGCAGUUCCGCCAAGACUACAACGGUGGUUCUUCCGAGGCUGCUGAGCGUCAUUUUUUUAAUCACAGAGAAAAUCAAAACGGAUUUCUCAAUCUGCAACAUCCCGCGCCAAUGCUACCGCCAAUGGGUAGCGUAAGAAAGGAGCAUUUUAAAGAAGACUGGGUACAGCAGUUUUCCGCAGUUAGUGUGAAGGAUCCCCUGGAGUUUUGCCGGGACUACCAAGACUCUUACAAAAAUUAUGAAUCAAGACAGUUUGCUCCACACAACCAAUAUCGUGGGUUGGCAAAUGGCGAUCGCCACAUAAACAUGUAUCGCCCUACGAUAGAUGGUCAUUUCGGUACCCUAGCAAGGAAGGAGGAUCAGUUAGUAAAUUCAAUUGCAUUUGAUAAGGAAUUCAAUAAUUUGGAAAAAGAGCUGCUAGGAGGUGACAAAUCUUUUGACAAUUUUGAAGUUUAUGAUAAUGAUGAUAAUUAUAAUGAUAGCGAAGCCUAUAGGCUUGAUGACGAACAAAUCGAAUUUCAAAAAAUAGCUAAUGAUAUAGUCGAUUCUUGUGCCUCCAUAUCGAAGUCUCCAUCGCCCGUCUCUUCAAAACUAUCGGGUUCUAAAUUCAUGGGGUUAAUGAGAGGUAUUAGCGAGGGCUCAAUAACAUUGAAGAAAGGAAAUGAGAGUGCCACAGGAUUUCAUUCUCCUCAAAACGGCGAAACUGUCGGUAAUGAAUAUUUUCCAGUCUUGGAUAGAACGCAUUGA